Lodderomyces oxycetoniae is the source of this 4953-nucleotide messenger RNA. It is a transcript of the gene MON2, whose product is annotated as Mon2p. The coding region runs from base 1 to 4953 and encodes 1650 amino acids. Lineage: Eukaryota; Fungi; Ascomycota; Pichiomycetes; Serinales; Debaryomycetaceae. The record is from RefSeq and is a predicted model, not a curated record. The transcript has a single exon.
AUGAGCAAUGUACAGCAUCUUUUGACUGAAUUGAGCGGUUUGCUUCUGGAGUCAAAAAAACGGUAUCCUGAGGUUAAGCACUCGGUAGAUGAUAUUGUCAAGACGUUGAAGUCAUAUAAGCCAACAACUCCCUUGGCGGCCAUUCAAGAUACCAAUGUCCAAUCGAAAGUAGCGCAUAGUUUAAUUCUGGCCUGUGAUACAGGGAACGUCAAGUUGAACAAUACGGCUCUUCCAAUAAUCCAGCGUCUUUUAUUGGUGCUGUUCUUGCCCAAUAGCAAUCUAAAGAGUCUAAUAAGCUCUUUUUCCGAAGCUUCACAUCUAUCGGUAGACAUUCAGUUGAAAAUACUACAAUGUUUACCGCCAUUGGUGUCUAAUUACGGCAUGUUUCUCACCGAGGACGUCAUAUUGGACUUGCUCGAUGUGUGUUCCAGUUUAACGUCGAACAAUAGGUCGCCAAUAGUUAUGAAUGCGGCAUCGGCUACUCUACAGCAAUUGUUCUCCGAUAUCUUUGAGAAUGCUAAAAAACUCAACUCGGAUGUUCCAAAACAGUACAUGGUUGAGAUUGAAGGUGAGGAACCAAUUAAGUUGGACGCUUUUUCUAAUGAAGCAUAUUUAAUGUUUCGUGAUUUGGGACUAAUCAUCAAUAACAAAAAAACGAUGCACUUUAAACAACUGAUGCAUAUCAAAGUAUCAUCAGCUUUGGAAAUUAUUGAAAAUUUGCUCCAUAGCCACAAGACCACUUUUGAAACCCAUCAAGAAUUGGCUAAUUUACUACGCACGGAGAUUGUCCCAGCAUUGUUGAAAAUACUAAACUCACAAAAUAAAAAUUUUUCAUUAAUAACUAGAUCUAUACGAAUCAUUCAGAUCUUAUUAAGUACACAAUUGCAAAACUUACAAAUUGAAAUUGAAAUCAUCAUUUCGUAUCUUAAUCAUAUGUUGCUUGAAAACAGUGAGGACCUAAAAGAUGAGGCAGCGCCAAAUUGGGAAAAAGUGCUUGUUCUAGAGAUGUACAAAAAUUUGUUUCAGGAUUUCAAUGUUAUCAAGUCCAUUUAUGAAACUUAUGAUUAUGAUGAUCAGAAGAAAGAUGUGUUGAGGGAGCUUUUCACGAUCAUGAAUGCUUACUUACAAAACAAUAACCAAUUUUGUGAUGAUAUAGUACGUUCUCCAGGAAUGGUUUUGGAACAUAGCCAACAUAACCAACAACAGCAGCAACAACAGCAGCAGCAGCAACAACAACAGCAACAACAACAACAGCAGCAGCAGCAGCAGCAUACAAACACUAGUCGAGGUCGAGUAGUACACUUUCUAUCUCAAGAAAAUUCAAGUCUCAAAACUUCGAUAUUAGAUCAUUUGGACAAGUCAGAGCCACCCUCAAACAUUCCUUAUGCGUACCCGGUAUAUUUGAUUUACGAGAUUUUAUUGCUAUAUUCCAAUGGAGUCUCCAGCUUUGUAAGCUUUCUUUCUGGUGCUGAUAAAGACCAGAAAAAUUUAGAGUCUGAUGUCGACUUUGUCAAUGCUAUUAUUAAAUCCACGGCACUAGAAGCUUCCUCCAUCUUUCAACAAUACAUAUAUACGUCAACUUCAGACAUUAUGUUUGGCAAUGUUUUGAAAUCAUUCCGAGUUUUCACGCACAGGGUUGGACUAUUAGGAGUGAACUCCAUUCGCGAUGAAUUGCUCUUGAUUUUAUCCAAAGCAAUUACAAACAACAUAAGUAAGAAAAUACAGCAGCAACAGCAACAGCAACAGCAAACACCACAAUCAUCAGCUUCAACAGCACCAUUGUCAUUACAAGAAGAAACAGCCUCUAUCUUAGAGGGACAGAAGAAACAAUUGAUGGCAAUUGGGGGUUCAUUAGUAGAUACAAUCAGUGCAACUAUGCAGUAUUCGGGAGUUGAUCACAAUGCCAAUUCAAGUGGUCCUUCUGCGGCAGUUGUAGAGAGACCAAGAUACUUUAACUCUAGACAAGUUCAGUGUUUAAAAACGCUCUUGAGCUUAGCGGCCAGUUUAGGAUCGACUUUGGGAAGCUCAUGGUCGAUUGUUUGGAUAACAUUACAAUGGUGCACAUAUUUUUUGGAGGGAUGCGACCAAUACAGUGGGGUUAUUAAUGCCAAACAACAAAAAGCUCAAGCAAGUGAUCUUCAAAUGAGUAAUAAAGACCUUAGCAUCGUUGACACUUCGUAUAGGAAACUUUUUGAGGCUAUUGCAGAAAUGUCAACAGCUUCAUUUGAAGAGCUACUUGUUUGCAUAAUAGAACUUUCCGAUGCUGCAUUGUUUUUAGAUUUAAAUGAGUUUGAAAAAUUUGAACUAAAAGAGUGUCCAUAUAACAAAACUUAUUAUUUACGAAUAGUUCUUGAAUUGUCCGAAUUAAACACUAUCAAGUUUUUCAUUGAGGACGACAAAAUCUGGGAUGUGGUCUCUGAUUACUUUACAAGAUUAGGAGCUGCCAGAAAUUUGAGUACAAAUCUAAGAUUGUUUGCUGUUUCUGCUUAUACCAAUGUUAUUCAAUCCGUGGCACAAAAGGGGUUUGAAACGGAUGUUGAUGAAAUCACCAAAAGAACUUCAAAAAAGUCAUUGGAAGGAAUGAACCUUUGCUUGCAAAAGCUCUUUCAUCGGGGCAUUCCAAAAGAGCUUUUGAUACUCAAUUGUCAAGUUGAAAUUCAUUUGAUCAUUUUGAAAACAUUACACCACUUGAUUGAAAAGUAUGAUUCUCGUUAUCAACAAUCUUGGGGCCAAGUCUUUGAAAUACUUAAUACACCAUUCAAGAUAACUGGUGAUCUCGGUAAUGGAAACAGCAGCGACAACAACAACAACAAUGAUGAUUCAAAUUUGCGACAGAAACUCCAAUCCCUUGUUGAGAAAUCGUUUGAGACAUUGAAAUUAAUUUUGGACGAAUUUUUAUCUUCACUCCCCUUCCAGCAAUUAAAAAUUUUAGUUGAUACACUAGUUGAUUUUGCAUGUCAAACAUAUGACCUUAAUAUCUCGUUUAGUGCUGUGAGUUAUUUUUGGCUUAUCAGUGAUUCGCUUAAAUCCAGACUUUUGUCGUCGAGUAAUAGCAAGGGAAUUGACUCAUUAAAGGACAUCAAUCUGGAGUCAGAAUUAGUGACUUUUAUUGAAACGAGCAAAGAGAGCUACGCUUCGUAUGUCUGUCUUGAUUUGUAUCUCUUGUUUUGUUUAGCUAAGCUUUCCAAGAAAGAAACGCAAAGAGUUCAAGUACGAGAAGGUGCUAUUCAGACGUUUUUUCGAAUUAUCAAUGACCAUGGACCGAUAUUGGAGGACAAUUGGGAUAUGAUUUAUGACAUUGCAUUUCCCUCCAUGAUUGAGAUAUGCCCUGAACAACACUACUCUAAGGAAUGGGAAGAAACGUUAGUUUUAUUAUUGGGAGGGUUUACAACAAUGUAUCGAAGAUUCUUUUGCAAUCAUAAUGACGGGAAGAAAGAAGAAGAAAAAGAGGAAGAAGAUCCAAGGAUUUGUUCUAGAUGGAAAGUAUUGGUUGAUUACAUGCAAAAAUUGUUACAAAAGAAUUUGAUUGAAAUUAAUUUGAUUGUAUUCAAGGCAUUUCAAGAGUUACUUCAAGAACCCAGAGGAUUUUUUAGUCAAGAGGUAUCCUACAUGCUAUUCAACUUAUGGAGCAGCAUAUCUAUUGAAUAUGACUUGGUGAAUCCUGAGUAUCAAGAAUCGUUAGUCCAGUACAUGAAAUGUUUUCCGCUGUUGUAUCAGAUUCUCAAAUCUAAUAUAACACCCAAACAAAUCAGUAUUAUUGUGGAUUUAUUCAACAAGAGUGCAAGAUACCCUGUGUUACCGCAGCACCAAUCCGAUGAUAUCAAACCAUCCAAACUUCAAUCGUCUGUUUUGUAUAAUAUAGGUGAAUUAGAUGCUGGCGAACAAGUCAUUCAGCCUGCUGUCGUUCAAUUAUUGACCAAUAUCAUUGUAUACCCCUUUGGUGUCAAGUCACGUAUUCAGCAGAAAUUGUCUACAAAUUCAGUUGUCAAGAACAAUUACAGGAUUCCAACCUUCAUUGCCAUAAGUCGAAGUGCGCUUGAAUUAAUGCAAGUUAAAUUUGAAAAAUUUGGCUACUUGGAGUGUUUUGAAGAUGACCAAGGAUUAACGAGGUGUAUGAGAUCGUUACUUGAGAUAGUAGAGAACAAGGAAAACGAAAGUGUUCAAACAAAUUCACCUACAUUAUGGAUCAAGAGUCAAGAAAUUUUGCGAGGUUUAAUCAAGGCACAAUUAGACAAGGAAGAUAUGACUACAAGCGAUGAGCUUUGGAGUUUGUUUGUAAAAAGUUUAACAUUGACUUUUAAGAAUGAGAACACGAGAGCUGGCUCUCUGGAUGAAGCUACAAAGAUUGUCCAAUAUUCUCAUUUAAGGGAUAUAGUAUUGACCAAAUUGGUAAAAACGGAUAAGGCUCAACUAGUUGAAAGUUUUUUAUUGGAAAUUUACAACAACUCCUAUAUAUAUGGGUUGAACGAAAUGGAAAAAAAUUUGAUAUUGGAUGGCGUUGAAGAUGACGACAAUCUUAAAGCAAUAGACAGAUUCACGUCAUUCAAGUUUGACGAAUUUUUUGGCACGACGGAACCUUUGCAUCUAUUACCCAAUACUGAAAUAAGGUUCAAUUGCCUUUAUGAACUUUAUAAGCUUCUCAAAUUAGAAACCAGUUGUAAACUACAAAUUGAAAUCUAUUUCUUGAGAAGAAUUUGCUUUAGUUUGAGAAGAGCUGUUGCCGAUUUGAAAUUGACCUUAAAGUGUCCUUUACCAAUCCUACAAUUGGAAGAGUUGAAUUUAAUAAUUCAAAUGUUGACGGACUUGCAAGUUUCUGAAGAGAAUAAAAAAGAAUUUGCAAAGCUACGCAUCUUGUUGACUCAGUUGAUACCUCAUGCUUAUAAGAUUCGAGGGUUGAGUGAAAAGUUGCCUCAACUAUUAUUGUCGGUUGGGGCUAUAGGUAAUAGCUGCUAG